CAGUAAGCUUUUUACCGCUUACAACGUGGCCGUAGUGCUGAGAAGAACAUGACACGAGACUCCAUCUUCCACUGUGAAACAGGCUCCACACUCUGCGAGAGAGAGAAGAUGCGUAUAGCACUUGAGAAAUCACUGGGAUAGAAUUAACCGUUGCACCCUCUUUUCCGUUCUCGUCAUAGCUGGCCGAAAAGAGCGGCCGUAAGGACACCGAAAGCCCGAAAGCCCCCGUCCCUACUACAUGUAGUAAUCCUCGCUUACCGGCCUACCAUUCAGCCUAUUUCAGCUUGCAAGAAGGCAGAUCAUUGAUAACGGGAACAGAGAAAAGGCGCGCGGUUCGCCCGCGUGCAGGACCGUACAUACAGUAGCCCAUGUACACCAGUGUACUACGAGUACCCUCAGCCUCUCUCGCUCCCUCGCACGACCUUGCUUUCGGGUCCAAGCCACCAAUAUAUGCCCGCGCUAGUCCUGCAUACGUGGGUGAUGUUGAUCUCCAAAUAAUUCACCACAUUGGAUGGGCUUUUACAUGCAGUCAUCGGGUUAAUACGAAAGAGAAACCAGGCAACAGAGGGACGCUUGUGAGAGGAAAGGGUAAAAAGUACAGCAUCACCACCGCCGACCACCACAGCGUUUACUUUUUUGGAAAUGGUUGGAUUACGUGGCGGCGGGCUUCUUCCCACUUCAGCGGUGAGAAGCGUGUUAACAAUUGAUGAUGUAUGCUUCAACGAAUCCACAAUCGUACUGCAAGUGAAGUUUAUAUCUUUUUUGUCGCUUACUCUCGUUUUCUGUGGAGUCUUGAAUGAAGCACAAUGGUGUGGCCAGGUUUGUUUGGUGGACUGGGGUGCAUACCAAAUGCGAAGACCAACAAAAAAAAAAUUGAGCUGUGGCUUGACAUUUGCACCU
Molecule: messenger RNA, 900 nt
Organism: Periconia digitata
Lineage: Eukaryota; Fungi; Ascomycota; Dothideomycetes; Pleosporales; Periconiaceae
Source: the annotation of a GenBank genome assembly